CUACAGCGCCCAAAGUCUGACGAUAUGUGUCACGCUAGUAGGUCACGCAUCAUCUACAACUUGUGACUGUCUGGACGGUCGUGUAGGUAUUGGAGGUAUGUAACGUGAUGGAUGGUAGCCGAACCCGACCUAACAGCCCUAGCGUGACAAGCUCGUCCUCAAUAUCGUCGACGCUGUGGCCAAUGACAGCAGUGUACGUCGUACACGGUGUUGCCGCGGCCCCCUCAAUCUGAUCACUGUAUUGACUAGCUGUGUCGCCACUUUCAGGCCGAUCUGUUCUAUGAGGAAGUGCACGCGACACUGAUGAUGCCCAGGCCAUGACCAAUGCCAGCGCUUUGUUAGACACGCAGAGUGAUCUCCCCCUGGUGAUACCAUGGGUGGAAAGGGCCAUAGAGGGCGGUAUUCUGAUCUUAAUUCUAAUAGUGGCCUUGUUUGGCAAUAUUUCCCUUUGGAUUGUAAUCCUGAGAUCACGUGACCUUCGGAAUGAAUCGAACUAUCUGGUGUUGUGUUUGUCCUUCGCGGACAUAUUGGUUUCUGGCGUUAAUAUGCCAGUGACGAUAUUCACAAUUUUCAACGGAGAUUGGUACUUCUCGGCGCUGACGUGUACCGUGACCGGCUUCACCAACAUGAUCACCUUCGUCGGUAGCGUCAUGUCCCUCGGAAUCAUCAGUUUCAACCGCUACAUCAAGAUAUGUCAGUCACAUCGGUACAGGACAGUCUACACACCGAGGAAUAUAGUCUUCAUGGUCGGAGGUGUGUGGUGUUUUUCGGGUCUACUUGCUCUACCUCCGCUGAUUGGCUGGGGAACAUAUAAUUACAUACCGACGCAGUCUUUCUGCUUCUGUGAUUGGCCGACGUCAGUUUCAUUUACGUUCUUCAUGGUUGGAGUAUGUUUCGGGGGACCCUGUUCUGUGAUGACAUUCUGCUACAUCAAGAUCUUAAGAAUCUUCCGAGCAAGCAAGUCUCGUAUCAGCUCAUCCUCGCAACCGCCUUCAGCGCCCAGCUCAAAACCACCAUCAAUAAAAAAGCCCAAGAAAGACAAAACGUCUAAUCUUCUUGACAAGCCUUCUGUUCAAAAUACUAUAUUCCUAACAGUGCCGGAAGACGAAAGUUCGAAGGUUAGAACCAAAAUAGCAACAAUGCGUUCCCAGAAGGCAGCGCGCAGGCGCCAAGAGGAGUUCCGGUUAGCCAUGUCCCUGCUCGUUGUCAUAUUCGUUUUCGUGGCCUGUUGGCUGCCAUUUUGUGUAACGAUGUUUCUGUCUGUGUUCCUACCAAGCAGCGUUAAACGAGGGUCGGACAUGUUCACCAUUCUCCUCGGGUACGCCAACAGCGGAUGCAAUCCCAUCAUCUAUGGCUUUAUGAACAACAGAUUCAAGAUGGCCUACAAGAAGUUGUUCUACGAUGCUAUCUCCCCUUGUAAGAACGUACCGCAGAACCGGAAGGAACUCGAAUCAAGCCCGUAUCCGUCCGGAUCUGAAAUACCGGACACAAAUUCAUCACAUGCAUAGUUUGUGAUCAUCAUCAAAACUUCACUACGUCGUCUACAUCCCUCCAGCACCCGUGAAUACACACGGCUGCUGUGUCUGGCCGUGGUAACAGACAUUCUCAGCUGACCAAUCGUUCUAUGGGAUACCUAGGGAGUCCUGCAAGGUCGGAAUCUAUAUUAGUUAAUAGAAUACGCCGACAUUCUGAAACCAUGAAUUUGUCCUCGGAUUUUACAAUGACACCAGAGAUGGUAGACUUUGCUUACAGAAUUCUUAUCCGAGAUUAAACAUGGCCACUACGGCCGCCAUGUUGAAAAUAUCACUUUGGCCAUUUCUGGGAGUAUCAUUAUGAAACCUCCUCUGUUAGGCAUGCAGUCUUCAUUGAAACUGUAUACUGAUAUCUACAAUCUAGAUUCAUAGAUAAUUAUUUUUAUCAUCUAAUGUUUAAAGUUUUACAUUUUUAAAAACCCGUGAAGAUCCGGGGUAGAAUUGGUCUCCAGCAACACAUGCUUGCAUCAAAGGGCGACUUAGAGACUAACGGGA
Haliotis rufescens (red abalone) is the source of this 2027-nucleotide messenger RNA. RefSeq names its product alpha-2B adrenergic receptor-like. Gene Ontology annotation, molecular function: G protein-coupled receptor activity. Lineage: Eukaryota; Metazoa; Mollusca; Gastropoda; Lepetellida; Haliotidae. Bases 318 to 1508 code for a protein of 396 amino acids. Gene Ontology annotation, biological process: G protein-coupled receptor signaling pathway. The transcript is spliced from 3 exons. Gene Ontology annotation, cellular component: membrane. The record is from RefSeq and is a predicted model, not a curated record.